Messenger RNA from Entelurus aequoreus (snake pipefish), 990 nucleotides. It is a transcript of the gene tsn, whose product is annotated as translin. Lineage: Eukaryota; Metazoa; Chordata; Actinopteri; Syngnathiformes; Syngnathidae. Gene Ontology annotation, cellular component: cytoplasm; nucleus. The record is from RefSeq and is a predicted model, not a curated record. Bases 204 to 881 code for a protein of 225 amino acids. Gene Ontology annotation, molecular function: RNA binding; sequence-specific DNA binding; single-stranded DNA binding. The transcript has 6 exons. Gene Ontology annotation, biological process: RNA metabolic process.
GUUCUGAACGAGGCUUUCUUUGUUUGUGAAAUUCUGUAACAUUAUUGUUGUUUCGAUAAAGUUCUGGGGGGUAAAAAACACUCCGGUGGCGCAUUGGCUGUGACGUCACACGGGCACGUUCCAGUGUUUUGUUUGGCGCUUCCUCUCCCAAAGUAGCACUUCUUCACCUUUCUGCGUCCUUUAGUUCCCAACAGACAACAAACAUGUCGGUUAGCGACAUGUUUACUCACAUCCAAGGCUCCCUGGGCGCAGACCAGGACGUGCGAGAGGAAAUCCGCAAAGUGGUCCAAGUCCUGGAGCAGACAGCCAGGGAGAUCCUGACAGUUUUGCAAAGUGUGCAUCAGCCAUCUGGAUUCAAGGAGAUUCCUGACAAGUGUACAAAGGCCAGGGAGUUGUUCUGCUUGGUGCGGACUCACAUUGCUGACUUGAAGACCAAGUUUCCAGUGGACCAGUACUACAGGUUUCAUGAACACUGGCGCUUCAUCCUGCAGCGUUUGGCCUUCCUGGCGGCCUUCACAGUCUACCUGGAGACUGAAACCCUCGUCACUCGUGAGGAAGUGGCUCACAUUCUGGACAUUGAGGUUGUGCGAGACAAAGGCUUCCACCUUGACGUGGAGGACUACCUGGCAGGGGUGCUGAUCAUGGCCAGUGAACUAUCGCGUUUGGCCGUCAACAGCGUGACAGCGGGCGACUACACCCGCCCGCUGCGCAUCUCCAGCUUCAUCAAUGAGCUGGACUCCGGCUUCCGCCUCCUCAACCUGAAGAACGACCCCCUUCGCAAACGCUACGACGGGCUGAAAUACGACGUGAAAAAGAUCGAGGAGGUGGUCUACGACUUGUCCAUCCGAGGCCUGGCCAAGGAGCCCGAGGGAGAGAAGUAAGUGCCAUCGGAUCAAAGGACACUACUCCAGGUUCUGAACGAGGGCCCAAAGACAGACCGGGUGUUAAUCCUUGCUCUAGUUCAGGGGUGUCUAAGAAAAACCCAAUAAA